Nasonia vitripennis (jewel wasp) is the source of this 5772-nucleotide messenger RNA. It is a transcript of the gene Lpin, whose product is annotated as phosphatidate phosphatase LPIN1. The record is from RefSeq and is a predicted model, not a curated record. Gene Ontology annotation, cellular component: nucleus. The transcript has 14 exons. The coding region runs from base 672 to 4340 and encodes 1222 amino acids. Gene Ontology annotation, molecular function: phosphatidate phosphatase activity; transcription coactivator activity. Gene Ontology annotation, biological process: cellular response to insulin stimulus; fatty acid catabolic process; triglyceride biosynthetic process. NCBI's taxonomy places the organism in Eukaryota, Metazoa, Arthropoda, Insecta, Hymenoptera, Pteromalidae.
AUAUCCGAGUUCCGCGAGUAUGACGGGCACUAGGUACUACUGAUGCCUACUGUAGACGCAUAAUGCAGCCAGUACAGACUCUUUUUCAACAACCCUUUUCAGCGGCAACACCUGUCCUAUCUCUGCUUACAUAAUUAAGGCUGAUUUCCUUCUAUUUCCUCGUAUGCGCUCGCACUUAUGCUUGCGUGUACACAAGUAUAUGUACGUUCUACGUUUGCGAUUUGGCAAUCAGCUGCGCGAAAGUUGUCGCUAUCGAUCCUCUAUAUCUACCUACUCAAUAUAGGCCCCACACUCGUUAUGUUUACCUAUAUAUAUACUUACAGAUGAGUAGGUACCAAAGUCCAAAAUCACACGCAAUAAGCGCAGUCGCGAACAACUCUUUCCGCAAUUCUUCCCUGUCUUCUCUUUAUUCCUGCACUUUUCGUCCUAACCUCGUGUUUUGAUAGACGCUCGCUCUCAUAGUUCUAUUGCGUAUGAUAUAGCGACGAAUCUCUCUUUCGAUUGCACUACAUUAUUUGCCUACAACUAUUAGAAGGCCACAUAAAGGUGCACACACUUAUACUUCUCAAAGUGUCUGGCCUUAAAGAAACCAUACCUGACUACUCUGUGGGUCAAGAAGACCCAAAUAACUACAAGGGUUUAGGGGGGGAGAGGGGUGAGGUCACUGCAAAAUGUACAGCAUGAAUUACAUUGGCAAAUUUAUCAGCAAUUUCCGUGACUUUUACAAUGAAAUCAAUGCAGCAACUCUCACCGGAGCCAUCGACGUUGUGGUUAUACAACAACCUGAUGGCUCGUUUACCUGCUCCCCAUUUCACGUACGCUUUGGAAAGCUUGGUGUACUACGCUCCAGAGAAAAAGUGGUUGAUAUUGAAAUAAAUUCCGAGCCGAGGCAGAUUCACAUGAAACUAGGAGAUUCUGGUGAAGCUUUUUUCGUUGAAGAAGUACAGGGUUCUGAUGGAUUUCCCAUCGAUGCUGAAAUUCCUCCACAUUUGGCAUGUUCACCCAUUCCCAAUGAUGAUGACUGUUUUCCUAACAAUAGAAGGUUCAACGUUCUGUCCGAUCUACCUCAAGAGCAGCACGAAAAAAUUCUAAGAGAUUCGGUUAUGUCGAUCGAACGAGAAAAGUGGGAACAAAUGUCAGCCUUGCCACCUGACCAAAGAGAACGUUUUUUGAUUGAGCACUUUUCAGAUCUUCCACUUGAGCAGCGAGAAAAGUGGCUGCAGAUUGCCUCUCUUACAUCUGAGGAAAGGGAUAAAAUUUUUCAAGAGUAUUACGGUACUAUUUCAACAGUACAAAAACAACAAAUGAUCAGCGAACAGUAUUCAGCACUCAAGACCGAAGACAAAGAGAGACUUUUCAAAGAAAACUUUCCUGAAUUGCCUGCUGAGCAGAGACAAAAAUUUGAACAAGCCCUUCUCACUGAUUGGAAGAAAAAGGAUGCACCAUAUUCGCCAAAAAAGGCUAAUAACCGCGAAGAAGGUGCCGAAGACGAAGCUGAAGAGGAAGCUGAAGAAGAAGAAGACGACAAUGAUGAUAAAGAAAAGACCUCACGUUUCCUUAAUGACGACGAGGAAAUUUUUGAUAUGGAAAACAUUAAUCAAGAAGAUAAACCGAAAGCACUUACUGCUACAAUCUCGAACGCUAAAUCGUUCGUUGCUGUAACGUCGACCGAUAGAAUUCGCAAAAUCAGUGUAGUUAAAAACGAUUUCCGCCCUAUUGUGGAAAAUUCCGUUAGCCAUCAAUAUGAUUCCAAAGAAAAGCGCAACUUGGCUGGAGAUGCUGAAACUACCAAUGCUCAUUUGCCUCUAUCUUCCUCUUCGUCGUCCUCUUCAACGAAACGCAAUUCCAAAGACGAAUCAGCUACUGAGGAAAGUAAAUGCGGCAGCAGUAACUCAAAAAGAAAACGUAAGCGAAAGAGCAUAAUGAAAAGAAAGAGUGCACAGAGAAAAAUUAGCUCGUCUACUAAUAAUAAUACAUCAGAACCUGUGGUGGUAAGUGCUGAUAGUCUGGAAACAACUGUGGAAACUGCUGUGAUGGAUGUUAAGAAACCAACUGACACCGGUUCUAAUUCUGCACUCAGUAGCGAUAUAAAAGACAUUCCUGUAGAUAAACGUUUAAGUAAAAUGAGCGUUAGCCAUGCAUCGACCGAUUUCCAUUUUUUUAGCGAUACCGAAGUAACAUCCAAAAAUAAGGAUUCAAGACCUAGUUCUCCUGUGCAAUCUGAUACGGAAUUCGAGGUUCAAAAGAUAACACAAGAAAGCAAGGUUGGCGAAGAAGAAAAAUCACAUGGGCAGAGUUGGAGAUGGGGCGAGUUGCCCAGUCCUCCGCAUGAUGUUAACCAUGAUAGCCGUAGAAUUUCGUUGGGUGGCACUGAUGUUAAUUGCAAUAACGAAACGGCUGAAGCACGUCGAUCAAUGCUUGGAGGAAUGUUCUCAUUUAUGAAGAAAACAUCGCGAGUUAGACACAAUCCUGAAUCAGAGGGUAUUUACUUGAGUGACCUGAACGCAGAUGAGCUGGAUCCGGAAGUCGCGGCUUUGUAUUUCCCUUCGUCUCAUCGCGGUGCGGGAGGUAACUUGCCCAAAGAAAAAGCUGGAGACGAGGAGGAUGCUGAAUCAGGUAAUGGGCCUUCGCUGCCACAGAGUCCAAAUAGUGUUGAGGGUGCGAUCGGCGGACCAAAAUCUCUAGACAGUGACUUUGACGAAUCUUCCAAGAAUUUUGAGCCUUCGAGUCUUGAUGUGUCUUUUUCAUUAUGUGGCGUUAUGGAAUCAGGUUGUGAUCAAGAGCUCCCCACCGACGACAUCUUUCAACGCAAUGCUUUGCGCUACGAAGACAUUUGCUCUGACCCCAAAAUUUACGACAAUCCGAAUCUCGUUGUCAAGAUCAAUGGUAAAUUUUAUAGUUGGCCGACAGCAUGUGCUGUUAUUAUGACCUAUGCUGCUUUCCAAAGGCACUUGCCCAGAAGUGCUUUUUCCACUCUUUGCGAUGAUCGAAAGAGAUCAAACACUGACGUCAAAGCCAUCGAAGAAGGAAGAACCGUUUCAGCUUCUAGUGGAGGAUACAGUUCCUGGUUUUCCUGGAGACGAUCCAGUCAACCGCCCAAAAAAUCACCCAAUUCAAGCUUUUCAAAAAAUGACGAGAGUUCAAUUGUAAGACCAUUAGCUGAAAUCAAUGACAACAAUGAUGAACAAGUUCCGGAUGAUAAAGCCGUUAUCUUUAUUACUAGCGAUGAUAGAAACAAGGACGUAUUAAAUGACGAACGCAUCAGUUCUGAGUUGACAAAUAGUAUCGAGAGUUUAGCCACUAGCCAGUCGGUCGUCAGUUUCAGCGAUGCAAUUGAGGACAGGUCUGCUGAACAGUCUGGGAUAGAAAUAUUGCCAAAAGAAAGCGUCGAUCGCGAAGGCUACAACGCUGGCAACGAAGACUCGGAUGAGGAGCGAAGCGGUCACACUACUUGUAAGGGUAUCGAUAUACCCCUAAUCAAUUUAAACCAUUUGUCGGCUACCUCCGGUGCUACGGCUUUUCCCAAAAGACCUCAUCACGAAGGCACGCAGAACUAUAGAAAAACAUUAAGACUUUCUUCUGAGCAAAUCGCUAGCUUAAACUUAAAAGAAGGAGUAAACGAAGUUGUCUUUAGUGUGACAACGGCCUACCAGGGUACCACACGUUGCAAGUGCUUUAUCUAUCAAUGGCGCUGGGAUGACAAGAUUGUUAUUUCCGACAUCGACGGCACCAUCACCAAAUCCGAUGUACUCGGUCACAUACUGCCAAUCGUUGGGAAAGAUUGGGCUCAAUCAGGUGUCGCUCAACUCUUUACUAAAAUAAAAAAUAAUGGAUACAAGCUUCUUUACUUGUCCGCAAGAGCCAUCGGCCAGGCGAGAGUUACACGCGAAUACCUUAAAAGUAUUAGACAAGGUGAUUUGUCCUUACCCGACGGUCCACUUCUCUUGAACCCAACAAGCUUGAUUUCGGCCUUCCAUAGAGAGGUUAUAGAGAAAAAGCCCGAAGAGUUUAAAAUUUCAUGUCUCAGUGACAUCAAAGCUCUAUUCCCCGAGGGAUCACAGCCGUUCUAUGCUGGUUAUGGAAAUCGUAUCAAUGAUGUUUGGGCAUACAGAGCUGUUGGAAUCCCGACCACUCGGAUUUUUACAAUAAAUCAUCGCGGAGAGUUAAAACAUGAAUUGACACAAACUUUUCAAUCAUCAUAUUCGAACAUGAGCUACAUAGUGGAUCAUUUGUUCCCCGCCUUGCGUGAGGAUGCUGCUGAUGAAUUCAGCAACUUUUCCUACUGGCGCGAACCAAUUCAAGAUUUGCUGAAACUUGAAAUGCAUGUCGUGCAAAAUUGAAUUGAUGCUGACGACUCACAUCAUCGACGAUAUAAAGACAUUGCACAGAUUUUUGUACUUCAUAAUCCCUGUAUAACAUGAAAUGCUUUACGUGGUUGUACGUACAGACAAAACGUGAGAAGAGAAAGCAUUGUUUAUUAUACAAAAUAUUACGUCGAAUCGCGUGGGCCAUGAGAGGCUUUCAACAUUCGAAAAACUUUUUCAAACAUGCAAAACAACAUAUGCAAUAUAGUGAGUAUGCUUGCAAAAAUUAUUCCACUUCUUAUAGUAGCGCGAUAACUGUAAGUAUAUAGGUUAGCAAAAAUAUUAUUGAAAACGAACAAAAUGUGAAAAAUAAUUUUAUCACUUUUAUCUAAUGUUUGUCGUAUUCGUUUUUUCACUUUAUCCUCAGGCAAUCACGUAGGCGUAAUUAUUAUGAUGAUUUUUGUCUUCAUAUACGUGACUAUUGAAUGAUUCUAGUCUCGGUCAGUAAUUGACAAAUUAACUUUGUGCGUGAACGUUUCUUACUUGAUAAAUAAAGAUAAUAGACGUCUAUAAGUAGAUUUUGAAGCAUAAAAUUGUGUAAAAUCAGUAAUUAUGAGAAAAAUACAAAAAAAAAAAGAAUUAAAGCCAUGAUUGAGUUGAGCUUGAUUAAAUUUAACAUUGUGAUAAAGUAAUGCGAAAAGUAAGAAAGCGAUCGGAGAAUCUAUAAUUUUACGACAAUGCUAUGCCAGAAUAAGACAACUUCUGCUCUCUGUUCUGUCUUACGAAUUGCAACAUAUAUAACUAUUGUAACUUUUUAUGCGGUAGCAUUCCAAAAUGUCGGUGUGUGGGACAAAUUAAAAGAGCAAGCUUAGAUAAAAUGUUGUCUUUUUUUUUUAAUAUUUUUAAGUAGAUAAAUGUGUAUUCAAUCUGUUAUUGUUACCGCUUUUGUAAAUUUGUGUACCAAUGUAUAUUAAAAGGGAAGCCUAUAGUCGAUUUUUUAUAUAUGUGUAAUUUAUCGUUAAGUAUUUAUAAAAGUAUAUUUUUUUUAUCGCAUUUUCAAUAAUUACUUUUUGAAUAUAUUUUUAAAUUGUAAUUUUCGUUGCAUAGAAUUUUCUUAAGUAAUUGAAAAUUAACUAUUCACGUUGCAGUAGCAUCAAAUUGUAAGAUAUAAUAUACUUAAUUACCUUUAGUUUAAGAAAAAAAUUACUGUUACUGGUGAUUGUAAAACAAUUCAAUGUAUUGAAAAUAUAAUUUUUAUUUUCCAAACAAAUAGGAUCGUAUAAGUUAUAAAACAUGAAGCAUUUUUAUGAAUCAAUAUUCUGUACGUAUGUAUGUGUACAUACAAUGAAAAUUGUAGAACAAUAUGAAUAAUUGUUUUAAAUUAACUAAUAGUUUCCAAGUAUGCGACCGUAGGUCUCGCUUGAUUAAAAAUACGUUAUAAAAUAUCAAUAAAUUGUACCAAAGAGAA